AUGGGUAGUGACGAGCGAAAUGCAAAGUAUCGUCAACAAGUUUCGGACUUGGUGGACAACAACAGCAAUGUAUCAUUGCCUUCUUAUCCCCACGUUUCCAUGCUGGAUGCGGAGGCGAUUACAAAGGAAUUGAUGGAAGAGUUGGUGGCACAAAAGGCCAUGCCGGAAUGGCUAGAGUAUCGAGCAACCACUAUCCAUUAUUUUCUAUUGCUACAAGGAAUUGGCAUGUUGGGAGCCUUUACUUUCUCUUCGUUUUAUCUUAGCAAGAGACGGAGUGAUUGCCGUCCGUGCAACCAUCUCUUGACGGCCUACCCAGGGCUAUGGAAGUGA
This is a messenger RNA of Cylindrotheca closterium, 330 nucleotides long. The record is from the annotation of a GenBank genome assembly. NCBI's taxonomy places the organism in Eukaryota, Bacillariophyta, Bacillariophyceae, Bacillariales, Bacillariaceae.